This is a messenger RNA of Caenorhabditis sp. 36 PRJEB53466, 776 nucleotides long. Lineage: Eukaryota; Metazoa; Nematoda; Chromadorea; Rhabditida; Rhabditidae. The record is from the annotation of a GenBank genome assembly.
AUGCCCCGGUCAACUAACAGAGUGUCUCGCAACGCACCGAGUACGUCACGGGUGAGACCUACUCUGCCUGAAGGAUAUUCAGUGGUCGCUGGAUCGAAUGGGAGAGGAAUAGAAGGAAGAGGCGGCAUUUUUAUGGCAAUCAGCAGGAACGACACAGAUCAGAAUGCACCGACUGCUCCGACAUCCGCCACAACUUCUAGCGCGCCUGUUCAGAGUGAAUCAUCAGUUGCUGCAUCAGUUGAAGUAAUUACCAUUGACGACAGUGAUAAUGAAGAGAGGCCAGUUGCGCCGGACGCGUCGCCAGUCGGCUUCGGUGAUGCUCGAAGCGUCUACUUGGAAGAUUUGCGAGCAUUCGAUAACGAACUUAUUUUGGACGACAGCGACGACGACGACUGUGUGGUGCCUCCGCCGAAGAAGAGAACGUUCAGAGGAAAACCGAUUCGAUCGUAAGUUUUCUGUGAAUACUCUAUGUGAAAUGUUCCCCUGUUUUCAGAGAUCCAACCUGGGGUGACUGCACCAUGUGCUCAGAAGAACCGAUCAAACCUCAAGGCUGUUAUAAAUGCCUCCAAUUUCUCGGGUGUGAAGAGUGAGAACCAAUUCUACUCGUUCAUUUCUGAAUAUAUUCUUCUUUCAGCUGUGUCAAUCGAUUGUACGCCGCUCAAUUCGCGGACAUGCCGAAAUGUCCGUUCUGUCGAAAUCUGUGGAAUGACCGUCCGGUAGUGAGCGCUAUGAAAAGUAUCGAAAAACGACUGAAGAAGGAGAACCAACCUUCCUAA